Molecule: messenger RNA, 717 nt
Organism: Tigriopus californicus
Lineage: Eukaryota; Metazoa; Arthropoda; Copepoda; Harpacticoida; Harpacticidae
Gene: eIF1
Product: eukaryotic translation initiation factor eIF1-like
Exons: 3
Coding region: 189-521 (110 amino acids)
Biological process (GO): translational initiation
Cellular component (GO): eukaryotic 43S preinitiation complex
Molecular function (GO): RNA binding; translation initiation factor activity; ribosomal small subunit binding
Source: RefSeq, a predicted model, not a curated record
CAGCAUCACAGCAUCAUUACCCGAUUUCCGUUGAGUGGUGCGUUCGUUCCCCCCCGUUCCCCCCGUUGGUCGGUUUGGUCAGUCAGUCGCUCUCUGGAUUCGUCUAAUUCUUCGCCUCUCGAUUGGUUCUUUUUCUCGAACCCGCGUCCCACCCCUUUUCAUCCAGCCCGGCCCCUUCAACCUUUCGCAUGUCCAUCGAAAACCUCAAAGGCUUUGAUCCUUUCGCCGAUGCAGCCAAGGGCGACGAGGAGAGUGUUCAAGAUGGUUUAGUCCACAUCCGCAUCCAACAACGCAACGGCCGUAAAACCCUCACCACCAUUCAAGGCCUUUCCGCCGAGUAUGAUCUUAAAAAGAUCGUCCGAGCAUGCAAGAAGGAAUUUGCUUGUAAUGGCACUGUCGUAGAGCAUCCCGAGUACGGAGAAGUGCUGCAGCUUCAGGGUGAUCAGCGAACUAAGAUUUGCGAUUGGCUCGUCAAAUGUGGGUUGGUCAAGGCCGACCAACUAAAGGUCCAUGGUUUCUAGACUCACUUUAUGCUCGUGGUGGAAUCUGCCUUCCCCAGUCGAGAACACACUCUCAUUCACCAGACUACAACAUCCAUUGUAAUAAAAUGCUAACACGAUGUUAAAAACUCUGGAGUCUUCAGACUACUAAUUUGUCGCUUUCUUCUGUCGCAAUUGAACCCAUUCGUCAUUACAUAUUGAUCAUGAUUUUUUUUUA